UUCCCCGCCAGGAGCGCCCCCCGCGUGACCUUGGGCCGUCUCCGCGGGCCGGGCUGCCGCGGGACAGGCGGGCAGGCGGGCAGGCGGCAGGGGGCGCGGGCCGGGGCGGGGCGCGGGCGGGGGGCGCGGGCAGAGGCGGGACGCCCGCCCCCGGCACGCCCCCCGGCUCCGCCCCGCCGCUCCCCCUCCCUCGGGCUCCGGCCGGCGGCCGCGGCCGCUGCGCUCCGCACUGCCCGGCGCCGCCUCGCCAUGGACGCGCGCGGGGGCGGCGGGCGGCCCGGGGACAACCCGGCCUCGACCCCCGCGCCCCCGCCGCCGCCGCCGCCGCCCGCGCCCCCUGCGCCGCCGCCCGGCCCCGCGCUCCCCGCGGCCCCCGCGCCGCCGCCGCCGCCGCCGCCGCCGCCGCCGCCACCGCAGCCCCGCGCCGAGCCGGCCGCCCCGGAGGCUCCGGGCGAAGGCGGCCCGCGGGCCCGGCUCCGCAGCCGCGACAGCUCGGGCGGCCGCGCGGGCACCCCGGGCACCCCGGGCACCCCGGGCGCGCCCAAGGACAGCCCGAACGGCGAGUGCGGGCGCGGGGAGCCGCACUGCAGCCCCGCGGCGCCCGAGGGCCCGGCGCGCGGCCCCAAGGUGUCGUUCCCGCGCGGCGGGGCGGCGGCGGGGCCCGGGGACGAGGCGGCCAGCGAGGAGGGCCCGGCGGGCGAGGCGCGCGGCAGCCAGGCCAGCUUCAUGCAGCGCCAGUUCGGGGCCCUGCUGCAGCCCGGCGUCAACAAGUUCUCGCUGCGGAUGUUCGGCAGCCAGAAGGCUGUGGAGCGCGAGCAGGAGCGCGUCAAGUCUGCGGGGGCCUGGAUCAUACACCCCUACAGCGACUUCAGGUUCUACUGGGACUUCACCAUGCUGCUGUUCAUGGUGGGCAACCUCAUCAUCAUACCCGUGGGCAUCACCUUCUUCAAGGACGAGACCACGGCGCCGUGGAUCGUGUUCAACGUGGUAUCGGACACCUUCUUCCUGCUGGACCUGGUGCUCAACUUCCGCACGGGCAUCGUCAUCGAGGACAACACGGAGAUCAUCCUGGACCCCGAGAAGAUCAAGAAGAAGUACCUGCGCACCUGGUUCGUGGUGGACUUCGUGUCCUCCAUCCCCGUGGACUACAUCUUCCUCAUCGUGGAGAAGGGCAUCGACUCCGAGGUCUACAAGACGGCCCGCGCCCUGCGCAUCGUGCGCUUCACCAAGAUCCUCAGCCUCCUGCGGCUGCUGCGACUGUCGCGCCUCAUCCGCUACAUCCACCAGUGGGAGGAGAUCUUCCACAUGACCUACGACCUGGCGAGCGCGGUGAUGCGCAUCUGCAACCUCAUCAGCAUGAUGCUGCUGCUGUGCCACUGGGACGGCUGCCUGCAGUUCCUGGUGCCCAUGCUGCAGGACUUCCCGCCCGACUGCUGGGUGUCGCUCAACCGCAUGGUGAACCACUCGUGGAGCGAGCUGUACUCGUUCGCGCUCUUCAAGGCCAUGAGCCACAUGCUGUGCAUCGGUUACGGCCGCCAGGCGCCCGAGAGCAUGACGGACAUCUGGCUCACCAUGCUCAGCAUGAUCGUGGGCGCCACCUGCUACGCCAUGUUCAUCGGCCACGCCACCGCCCUCAUCCAGUCACUGGACUCGUCCCGGCGCCAGUACCAGGAGAAGUACAAGCAGGUGGAGCAGUACAUGUCCUUCCACAAGCUGCCCGCCGACUUCCGCCAGCGCAUCCACGACUACUACGAGCACCGCUACCAGGGCAAGAUGUUCGACGAGGACAGCAUCCUGGGCGAGCUCAGCGGGCCGCUGCGGGAGGAGAUCGUCAACUUCAACUGCCGCAAGCUGGUGGCGUCCAUGCCGCUGUUCGCCAACGCGGACCCCAACUUCGUGACGGCCAUGCUGACCAAGCUCAAGUUCGAGGUCUUCCAGCCGGGAGACUUCAUCAUCCGCGAGGGCACGAUCGGCAAGAAGAUGUACUUCAUCCAGCACGGGGUGGUCAGCGUGCUGACCAAGGGCAACAAGGAGAUGAAGCUGGCGGACGGCUCCUACUUCGGGGAGAUCUGCCUGCUGACCCGCGGUCGGCGCACGGCCAGCGUCCGGGCAGACACCUACUGCCGCCUGUACUCGCUGAGCGUGGACCACUUCAACGAGGUGCUGGAAGAGUACCCCAUGAUGCGGCGCGCCUUCGAGACGGUGGCCAUCGACCGCCUGGACCGCAUCGGCAAGAAAAACUCCAUCCUCCUGCACAAGGUGCAGCACGACCUGAGCUCCGGAGUCUUCAACAACCAGGAGAACGCCAUCAUCCAGGAGAUCGUCAAGUACGACCGCGAGAUGGUGCAACAGGCCGAGCUGGGCGCGCGGGGCCUGCUCCCGCCGCCGCCGCCGCCGGCCUCCUCCGCCAUCGCCACGCUGCAGCAGGCCGUGGCGCUCAGCUUCUGCCCGCAGGCGGCGCGCCCGCUCGUCGGGCCCCUGGCGCUCGGCUCCCCGCGGCCCCCGCUCCCCGCCGCCAGUCCCCAGGGCGCCCCGCGGACCUGCGCGCCCGGCUCCCCCGCCGCGCCCCGCGCCCCGCCGCCCGCCCCCGCCGCGCUGCCCGCCCGCCGCCUGAGCCGCGCGUCCCGCCCGCUGUCGGCCUCGCAGCCCUCGCUCCCUCACGGUGCCCCGGGGCCGCCCGCCGGGCCGCGCCCCGCCAGCAGCUCCACGCCGCGCCUGGGGCCCGCGCCCGCGCCCGCGCGCGCCGCACCCAGUCCCGACCGGCCGGAGGCGCGGCCCGACCCGCGCAGGGACUCCCCGCUGGACUCGGCGCCCGCGCGCUCGCGCCUCUCCUCCAACUUGUGACCCGGGGCCGGCGGGCGGCCCCCCAAGCCAUAGAGGCGGGACCCGCCGCCCGCCGCCCGCCGCCGAACUCGGAGUUCAAGUGCAAUAGGCCCGCGGCUUCCGCCCACCGCCCACGCAAUAACCGCCCGGCGCCCCU
Molecule: messenger RNA, 2980 nt
Organism: Erinaceus europaeus (western European hedgehog)
Lineage: Eukaryota; Metazoa; Chordata; Mammalia; Eulipotyphla; Erinaceidae
Gene: HCN2
Product: hyperpolarization activated cyclic nucleotide gated potassium and sodium channel 2
Exons: 8
Coding region: 250-2844 (864 amino acids)
Biological process (GO): transmembrane transport; potassium ion transport
Cellular component (GO): membrane
Molecular function (GO): voltage-gated potassium channel activity
Source: RefSeq, a predicted model, not a curated record